Schistosoma mattheei is the source of this 1774-nucleotide messenger RNA. The record is from the annotation of a GenBank genome assembly. NCBI's taxonomy places the organism in Eukaryota, Metazoa, Platyhelminthes, Trematoda, Strigeidida, Schistosomatidae.
AUUACUGUAUUUGGAAAUACUCGGAAAAUGCAAAUAUUCGUAAAGACAUUGACAGGGAAGACGAUCACGUUGGAGGUUGAGCCUAGUGAUACUAUUGAGAAUGUGAAAGCUAAGAUCCAAGACAAAGAAGGUAUUCCUCCUGACCAACAACGUUUGAUAUUCGCUGGUAAGCAGUUGGAAGAUGGACGUACUCUGUCUGACUACAACAUCCAGAAAGAGUCGACUCUGCAUCUUGUCCUUCGUCUACGUGGUGGAAUGCAAAUCUUUGUGAAGACGUUGACUGGUAAGACGAUUACGUUGGAGGUUGAGCCUAGUGAUACUAUUGAGAAUGUGAAAGCUAAGAUCCAAGACAAAGAAGGUAUUCCUCCUGACCAACAACGUUUGAUAUUCGCUGGUAAGCAGUUGGAAGAUGGACGUACUCUGUCUGACUACAACAUCCAGAAAGAGUCGACUCUGCAUCUUGUCCUUCGUCUACGUGGUGGAAUGCAAAUCUUUGUGAAGACGUUGACUGGUAAGACGAUUACGUUGGAGGUUGAGCCUAGUGAUACUAUUGAGAAUGUGAAAGCUAAGAUCCAAGACAAAGAAGGUAUUCCUCCUGACCAACAACGUUUGAUAUUCGCUGGUAAGCAGUUGGAAGAUGGACGUACUCUGUCUGACUACAACAUCCAGAAAGAGUCGACUCUGCAUCUUGUCCUUCGUCUACGUGGUGGAAUGCAAAUCUUUGUGAAGACGUUGACUGGUAAGACGAUUACGUUGGAGGUUGAGCCUAGUGAUACUAUUGAGAAUGUGAAAGCUAAGAUCCAAGACAAAGAAGGUAUUCCUCCUGACCAACAACGUUUGAUAUUCGCUGGUAAGCAGUUGGAAGAUGGACGUACUCUGUCUGACUACAACAUCCAGAAAGAGUCGACUCUGCAUCUUGUCCUUCGUCUACGUGGUGGAAUGCAAAUCUUUGUGAAGACGUUGACUGGUAAGACGAUUACGUUGGAGGUUGAGCCUAGUGAUACUAUUGAGAAUGUGAAAGCUAAGAUCCAAGACAAAGAAGGUAUUCCUCCUGACCAACAACGUUUGAUAUUCGCUGGUAAGCAGUUGGAAGAUGGACGUACUCUGUCUGACUACAACAUCCAGAAAGAGUCAACCUUACAUCUUGUUUUGCGCCUACGUGGAGGCAUGUGAUUUCUGUUAAAGUAGAAUUAAAAAAUAAAUUUUAGUUUGAUUUUAUUUCUAAACGUAGUUCUGUUUUCUCGAGCUGCGAAUGAUGUUGAUCUGUUGUGUUGUACUAAGUAGUGCGUUUUAGCAGUGUGAUACGGUCGAUGGAUAUUCGAGCUUGUACAGAUUUCAGCUAAGUCAUUCAUUGUUUAAUCAUGUUGUAGGACGAGUCGUUUGGACACAAUGUGUUUGAUGAUAUAGGCUUUAGGAGUUGUAUGGUAUUGAGUAAGGAUACGCGUUUUGAAAUUUGUAGGAAAGUAAUCGCAAAUAAAGUGAUUGUCAUAUUACAACCGACUUCGUGACAUCACAUAAUCCAUUGCUGUAGAUAUCGACCGCAUAUCAGACUUGAGUUUGUAUAUCCAACCCAUUCUCAGCGUCUUUUCCUAGUUCCCGUUUCAGUUGGAUGCUGGUUUGUUCUCUCCCGCGGUAGGCUGUUGCUGAUGAUAUCCGGCCAACGGACAAUAAGUAUAUUGUGUAGAAAGUUGCUUAUAAAUACCUGUACCCUUUUGAUGGUGGUUGUAAUAGUUCUCGGAGCUUAAGCUCUGUACAGUAGAACUGUCUUGACGUU